UCUCUCGCUCUCUCCGCUGCUGUAGCUGGACCCUUCGCCUUCGCCGCCGCUCAGCAUCUGCACAUCUCUACAAUGGCUAAAACGGCAAUGGCCUACAAGGAAAAAAUGAAGGAGCUGUCCAUGCUGUCACUGAUCUGCUCUUGCUUUUACCCGGAACCACGCAACAUCAACAUCUACACCUAUGAUGAUAUGGAAGUGAAGCAAAUCAACAAACGUGCCUCUGGCCAGGCUUUUGAGCUGAUCUUGAAACCACCAUCUCCCAUCUCCGAAGCGCCCCGAACUUUAGCUUCUCCAAAGAAGAAAGACCUGUCCCUGGAGGAGAUCCAGAAGAAACUGGAUGCCGCAGAGGAAAGAAGGAAGUCUCAGGAGGCCCAGGUGCUGAAACAAUUGGCAGAGAAGAGGGAACACGAGCGAGAAGUCCUUCAGAAGGCCUUGGAGGAAAACAACAACUUCAGCAAAAUGGCGGAGGAAAAGCUGAUCCUGAAAAUGGAACAAAUUAAGGAAAACCGUGAGGCUAAUCUAGCUGCUAUUAUUGAACGUCUGCAGGAAAAGGAGAGGCAUGCUGCGGAGGUGCGCAGGAACAAGGAACUCCAGGUUGAACUGUCUGGCUGAAGCGAUGGAGGGUAUGGCACGCCCCACCAUUAGUAAAUCCCCCUGCCUAUAUUAUAAUGGAUCAUGCGAUAUCAGUAUGGGAAAUGUAUGACAUGGUUUAAAAAGAACUCAUUAUAAAAAACAAAAAACAGAAUCAAAAAUAAAAAAAAAAUCAAUGCGGUCUCUUUGCAGAAUGUUUUGCUUGAUGUUUAAAAAAUACCUUGGAUCUUAUUUUGUAAAUACUUACAUUUUUGUUAAAAAAUACAAGUAUUGCAUUAUGCAAGUUAUUUCAUAAUCUUACAUGUCCUGUAACAGGCUUUUGAUGUUGUGUCUUUCCACUCAAAUGAAUUUGCUAGGUCUGUUCUUUUUGAAGCUCCCCACGUCUAACUCCAUCCCCUGCCUUUUCCAUUCCAACAGAAAAAUGAGGUCAGUAGACAGUCUAUGGUGCUAGAAACCCACCAUUGCCUAAUGACCUAGACGGCUUUGUCAUCUCUGAACUUGACUAAGACCAUACCUAGAUCACAGGUGUUGUGACUCCACACGAACCUCCACAUUUGUUCGCUCAUAAUCUACUAACUGCCUAGAAACCACAAAACCAGGCUAAGGAAAACCAUCCAUCAUAGCGUUUACUUCUGCUUCCACUGGAUUAUGUGCUGCAAAUGUGCUUUGACAUUAGAAAGGGAUGGAUGGGAAGACAGAUCUGAGAUCGAUCGGGGUAGAAGCAAAAAGCUGGACCUUUUCACGUGCUGAACACAGAUCCAGGUGCAAACGGUUCAAGCAGCCACGAAAUCGCUCUUUAUGAAGUGGGCUUAAUUCUCUAGUUUAAGUUCUUUUGAUGGAAUGAAUUAAUUAAUGUGUCAGGUGGCUUAUUUGUGGAUGCCAUGAUUGAUGAUGUUCAUUUUAAGCUCUUACCUAUAGUACAAGUACAUGAUGCUACUGAAUAUUUUUCCACUUGGAAACUGUGAGCUGGUUGUCGCAUUCAAACACACACGCGAAAUCAAAAACACUGCGGACUUUCACUCAAGCUGGUCUUUCUUCCCCAGUGUGAGGCAAUCCUGCCUAUUAAAAAAAAAAAUCACUCCAUCUGUGAGGGCUGACUCAGUUAAGGGGGCUAGGCAGGGCAUUUGUGCCAACUAAGAAUCACCAGAUCCCCACCAUAAAUACCUAUCGCAGUUUUGAAGUCGUUUCUUCCCCCCAACUCCCAACUCCCGAAGGUUGCUGCCUGCAUAUUUACUCUCCAUUAGUGCUAUUUUCCUGUAUGUCAUUGUGAGCAAGCUGUG
Messenger RNA from Equus quagga, 1871 nucleotides. It is a transcript of the gene STMN2, whose product is annotated as stathmin 2. The record is from RefSeq and is a predicted model, not a curated record. Gene Ontology annotation, molecular function: tubulin binding. The transcript is spliced from 5 exons. Bases 73 to 612 code for a protein of 179 amino acids. Gene Ontology annotation, biological process: regulation of microtubule polymerization or depolymerization; neuron projection development; microtubule depolymerization. Gene Ontology annotation, cellular component: cytoplasm; growth cone; neuron projection. NCBI's taxonomy places the organism in Eukaryota, Metazoa, Chordata, Mammalia, Perissodactyla, Equidae.